Messenger RNA from Erigeron canadensis, 1017 nucleotides. RefSeq names its product (-)-isopiperitenol/(-)-carveol dehydrogenase, mitochondrial-like. The transcript has 3 exons. The coding region runs from base 11 to 916 and encodes 301 amino acids. NCBI's taxonomy places the organism in Eukaryota, Viridiplantae, Streptophyta, Magnoliopsida, Asterales, Asteraceae. The record is from RefSeq and is a predicted model, not a curated record. Gene Ontology annotation, molecular function: oxidoreductase activity.
GAAGAAGAAUAUGUUGAUCUACAUGCUCUUGAUGAGAACAAUUGAUGGCAUGUUCAAACAUAAAGUAAAAAAAAAGAAAAAAAAGCCCGGGAAGAUGGCAGAAGAAAACAGUGCACCAAGCUGCUUAAAACUCGAGGGGAAAGUAUCUGUAAUCACAGGUGGUGCAAGUGGAAUAGGAGAAGCAACCGCACGUCUUUUCGCCAACCAUGGCGCAAUCGUUGUUAUCGCAGACAUACAGGACGAAUUAGGUCAAAAGGUAGCCGACUCAAUAGGCUCAAAUCGUUGUUCCUACUUCCAUUGUGACGUCUCCGAUGAAGAAGAAGUAAUUUCAUGCAUCAAUUUCACCACAGGUACUUACGGUCAAUUGGACAUAAUGUUCAGCAACGCGGGAGUAGUGAGUACCUCAAAUCAGACAGUUCUAGAUCUGGACCUAGCACAAUUCGACCGCCUUUUUGCAAUCAACGCGCGUGGUGCCGCAACAUGCGUGAAGCACGCGGCGCGUGCAAUGGUGGAGAAGCGUGUGAAAGGAUGCAUCAUUUGCACAACGAGCGUGGCUGCCUCAAAAGGAGUGAGUAUGCGGACAGAUUACGCAAUGUCAAAACACGCCGUCUUAGGAUUAGUACGGUCAGCUAGCAAGCAGCUGGGUGUGUACGGAAUAAGAGUGAAUUGUGUAUCCCCAUCUGCCAUUGUGACUCCCUUGUCAAAGAGGUCACCAGAGGAAGCGGAAAGGAUUUUGAAGGUAUACGCGGGGUUAUCGAGUUUGAAAGGGAUCGAGUCAAGCGUUGACCAUAUAGCGGAAGCCGUGUUGUUUCUUGCUUCGGAUAGUUCGUGUUUUAUAACCGGACAUGAUCUUGCGGUCGAUGGUGGGUUGUCAAAACUGCCGGAUGCAAAUGAUUUUAUCUUGUACAAUGUUUGAUAUAUAUAUAUGGAUAAUGAUAGUACUCGUGAUAACAAUAAUGACAACAAUAAUAUAUAUGGCUUUGAUUACAAUAUAUCACAUGGUGUUCUUUUUGUACA